This is a messenger RNA of Humulus lupulus (European hop), 1030 nucleotides long. Its product is annotated as protein PELPK1-like. The record is from RefSeq and is a predicted model, not a curated record. Lineage: Eukaryota; Viridiplantae; Streptophyta; Magnoliopsida; Rosales; Cannabaceae. Bases 51 to 773 code for a protein of 240 amino acids. The transcript has a single exon.
UCCUUCUUCAUAACUAAUUCCAUUUUUUUCUUAUUUUGCACGAAAUUACCAUGGCUUAUAAAGGGCUCCCAAACUUUGUGUUACCAUUUAUGGUUCUCACUUAUUCUUUCUUUAUCAGCAGCACAAUAGUGGUUGAGGCCCGGCAGUUGCUAGACUCUACUUCAAGCUUUCCAAAGGUUCCUCAGCUUCCAAAACCUGAACUUCCUAAAUUGCCUGCGCUGCCAAAGUUUGAAAUUCCUAAGGUUCCUGAAGCCCCUAAAUUGCCCGAGACACCUCAUGAGUUGCCAAAGCCUGAAAUUUCUAAGCUUCCUGAAGUGCCAAAACCCAAAGCCCCAAAGCUGCCUGAGACGCCUCAUGAGCUUCCAAAGCCUGAAAUUCCAAAGGUUCCUGAAAUGCCAAAACCAGAAGUCCCAAAGUUUCCCGUACUCCCUAAAGUUCCUGAACUACCGAAGCCUGAACUUCCUAAGUUGCAUGGACCGACUCAUGGUAAUCUACCUAAAGCACCUGAAGUAUCUCCACAACAGUUGCCUAAGCUUGAAGCCCCUAAGGUACCUGAAUUGCCAAAAUUUGUAGCUCCUAAAGUGCCAGAAUUGCCAAAACUCGAAGCUCCUAAGUUGCCUAUAUUGCCCCAUGAACUAUCUAAGCACGAGCUACCAAAAUUACCUGAACUCCAUCAUGAGCUGCCUAAGCCCGUAUUGCCAACCAUUCCAGAAAUCCCUAAACACAACUCCAUUCCAACCCUCAGUAAUCCACCUGAGACCACUAAGCCUUAAACAUUUUAUGCAGUGCUGCUUUCUGGUGCUGAUAUGUAUACAGGUAUAUAGAUCAUCACAUCAUAUUUUUCAAUACAUCUACGGUUACGGAUGGCUGGAUUUAAGCUUCGCAAUACGUGUGUGUCGUUUUCUUAUUAUGCAACUCUAGCUAGCUAUAGGACUAUGAUGUCCUUUCAUACAUAAUUACUAUUUAUUAUCAAUGAUGUAUACUUCUGAUUGAUCAAUUAAUAUUGGAAGUUUCUAUUGGUUCCAUUCAA